Puccinia triticina is the source of this 483-nucleotide messenger RNA. RefSeq lists its product as uncharacterized. The record is from RefSeq and is a predicted model, not a curated record. NCBI's taxonomy places the organism in Eukaryota, Fungi, Basidiomycota, Pucciniomycetes, Pucciniales, Pucciniaceae. The coding region runs from base 1 to 483 and encodes 160 amino acids. The transcript is spliced from 4 exons.
AUGCAAUCCUGCUUAUUUAUCACUCUUCUUGUCGCUGCCAGCGGCGUCUUUGCAGUGCCAGACGGACAACAUCAGCCCAGUGACUACGCCUCCGAAUCAUAUGCCCCGCCAUCAUCUUACUCUCCCCCUGCCUCACACCCUUCGUAUGGUGGCGGUUCAUCAUUCCCUAGUCAUCCUUAUCAGCCACCUCCUUACCACCCUUCCCCUAACAUCCCGCGUCCUGGCCGCCCUGGACAAGGAGGCGGUUUCGGUGGUAUGAUUCCCGGGAUGGGUGGCCUUGGAGUGGUCCCUGGAUUUGGUGGCUUUGGAAACGGCGGCGGACUUGGUGUGCCCUUCGGCAUGAUCCCAGGCUUUGGAGCUGGCGCAAACGUUGGGGCCGGUUUUGGAGCGAACGUAGGCGCAAAUGCUGGACUCGGCGGCAUACCCGGCGGCUUCGGCGGCUUCGUACCAGGUGUUGGCGCUAACGGGCCGGUGCCAACGUAG